CGCAUCACGUUAAGACUUCAAUAAGAAAUAUAAAUUACAUAUCAAACAGGCUUGUUGCCUUUUCAAAGUUGUUAAAAAACUUACCCAACGAUUUCUAUUAAUGAUUUGGGAGCGUCGGAAACUUGCACUUUUACACUUUACAAAUUAAAAGAUUAAAUUAAAGCAUUCCAAUUUUUAAGCUUUGCACUUUUGACUGACUUCAUCAAAUUCUCAAAUUCAAACUGCUCAAUUUAUGGAGCCUGCACCUAUACCAAUGCGUUUGUCAAGUUAAACGAAGACAAUACUGCAAAACAGAAAUGUCAAACCAAAAAAUUAGGUGACACUGUUAAACAUAUGACUGCUAACAGCUGUCAACCGCUAAAACAACACAACGGAGGGUAAACAGAAAAAAACUAAAUUUUUGUUUAUGCUUCUAUAAAUAAAUUCUUCAGGCGCUUUGUUUUGGUUGAAAUUUCAGCACACGAACAAAAAUAAGCAGCAAAGUUGGAUACAAUUUUGUUGAGGAAGGAGAAAUGAAGACGCCAACAGAAGAAUAUUUACACCGCAUUUAAUACGUAGUUUGGAAUCGCUCAAUUUUAAUUAUGUCCCAAAGGAUAGCUACAAGACGGAUGUAAUCAAAAUGAAGACCAACAAGACUGUUAAGCGUGGCGAUAGGAUACUUUCGGAAAGCCCCUUUGUGUAUGCCCUAAGGUCCCAAUAUCGCAAGGAGAGAUGUGAUAAUUGCCUAGCCAGCGCUAAGGUUAUGAAAUGUUCCAAUUGUAAUUACGUAUACUAUUGCAAUAGAGCUUGCCAAAUGGAGGCAUGGCCUUUGCAUAGGCUCGAAUGUACAUUCCUAAAACGCAUUUUUCCCCGGAGUGUGCCGGAUGCUGCUCGCAUGCUUUGUCGCAUUAUCAUUAAACUGAAUAAUGGAGGUGAUAUGGAAAAGGGCUACUACACGGCUACAUGUUUUAGAAAAUUUAGGGAUUUAAUGUCACACUACCAGGAGAUCAAGCAUGAUCCCCGCCGUUUGGAACAUUUGGAAUCGUUGCAUGCAGUUCUAUGCGAAAUGAUGCAAGACACCGCCUCAGUUCCCAAUCAAAGCGAGUUGCUGACAAUAUAUGGCAGGCUCAUUACGAAUGGAUUCAAUAUAUUAGAUGCUGAAAUGAAUUCAAUUGCCACCGCCAUAUUCCUAGGCGUUUCGGUCACCGAUCACAGCUGCAAACCUAAUGCUGUGGCCACAUUUGAGGGCACCACACUUCAUAUACAGGCCACCGAGGACAUAGACAUUGAUAGAGAUUGCCUGGACUGGUCCAAGAUUUUCAUAAGCUACAUAGAGCUGCUGAAUACUUCAGAACUAAGACGAAAGCAGUUGAAGGAAAACUAUUACUUCUUAUGCACAUGCAGUAAAUGCAUUGAUCCCCAAGAAACCAUGGAAAUGGAAGCUGCCUGCUGCCCCAACCGAAAAUGUAAAGCCUUCGUUGAUAUCAAUCUAAAUAAUUGCACCGCUUGUGAUGCCGGCAUAAGUCCAAGGCAUAGAAAAGGCUUUACGGAGGCCAUGGAAUUGAGUAAGCAUCAAUUAAACAACAUGAAGGAUGUGGCAUAUUUAGAUGUAUGCAAAUUUUUGUUAAAUAAACAGGAGGAAUUCUUGCAUCCCUUGAACUGUUGGUAUGUUAAAACCUUGGAUGCUGCAUUUGAAGCAGCCAUUGAUGUGGGAAAAUGGAAGGAAGCCUUGGAGUAUGGCAAAAAACUCUUGCCUGGAUUCAGGCGUUACUAUGGCGACUGGAAUCCUCUAUUGGGACUACUUUAUCUAAAAUUAGCAAAAAUCCAGCACCAUGAGUCCUAUAUUAAGGAAUGCAUAGAAAACUUCCAAGAAGCUCGCAAAAUUUUGGAAGUUACACAUGGCAAAGAGCAUUCAUUGAUUCAAAAUCAAUUAAAACCUUUAUUAGUACAAGCUCUGGCAGAGACCACAGAUUAGGGCUCUUUUUUUUAUAGUUUAAAUAAGUUUAUUAUGUAACAAAAUAAGUAAUUAAAAGAUUUUCUUUAACGCUAGAGCACGUCUUUCAGUGUUUGGAUGUAGACUUCUGAUUAAGCGUUCAAUCUCUUCGGCUUUGAAGUGCUCCGAUAACUUACCAGCAGACCACAUUUCAGCGAUUUCGGUCAAAGUAACAUUAAGAAUAUCCAACAAGUUGAUUAAACGCUGCCAAUUCGAUAACUUUUGCAGCUCCUGUCCUGCCUGAGAGAUGCCAAUACAUAUAUAAUUAGUUUUAAACAAAUAUUUGUGAUUAGAUAUACCUUUAUAAAGGAACCAGCCUUGUCUAUAAAUAAACCAAAUGUUUCACUUAA
This is a messenger RNA of Stomoxys calcitrans (stable fly), 2322 nucleotides long. RefSeq names its product histone-lysine N-methyltransferase SMYD3 (gene Smyd3). The record is from RefSeq and is a predicted model, not a curated record. Gene Ontology annotation, molecular function: protein binding. Gene Ontology annotation, cellular component: nucleus. The transcript has 8 exons. NCBI's taxonomy places the organism in Eukaryota, Metazoa, Arthropoda, Insecta, Diptera, Muscidae. Bases 620 to 1954 code for a protein of 444 amino acids.